Messenger RNA from Cotesia congregata, 562 nucleotides. The record is from the annotation of a GenBank genome assembly. Lineage: Eukaryota; Metazoa; Arthropoda; Insecta; Hymenoptera; Braconidae.
GUUGAAAAUUCUCGGACUACUGAUGCUCAUCACAGGCUCUUCAGCAGCGCCUUUGGCAAGCGUUCAUGUUAAAUUUAUUUCACCUCCCCAUAUUUACGAGCAUCAACUAACUACUGACGGUCACAAUACUAUUGCACAGAAAUCAUUUUUGUCAAUAGGCCGACGGUCUGCUGAUUUUGCCAAUAAAUUAUCAUCAGGGUUCUUCAAGUCACCUGUUUCUUCUUUUGCCAGAAGAAAUCCUGAAGCUUUGUGGCCAGAUGGAGUUUUUAUUAAGCCUGUUGAUGUUAAUGAUUUGGGAAUUAGUUCUCAGGAUUCAUCUCAAUUUCAUUCAACGCCUGAUUUUUCAAAUGGUCUAGCGUAUCCAGAUCCACUACUUUUGACAGAUGAAUCAGCAACGUCAGCAAUAAGACAUCUUUAUGGCCGAACGGGGUUAUUUUUCCAUGAAAUCCCGCAUCUGAGAUCAUUACUGAGACUGCAGCACGAAAGACGAUCAAAUGGCCUUCAGGAUAACGUACUAAGUAGCAUCAGGCCUCAAUCACCUUUCUACAAUUCUAGCCUUUGA